This is a messenger RNA of Chara braunii, 877 nucleotides long. The record is from the annotation of a GenBank genome assembly. NCBI's taxonomy places the organism in Eukaryota, Viridiplantae, Streptophyta, Charophyceae, Charales, Characeae.
UCUUGGACCGAGUUCCAGUCUCCCAUUAUGGUGAUGUGAUUGUGAAUGGGGAGUAGUUGUUUUAGGGUUGUCGUGUUCGGAGCCCUCUAUUACAAGUCUUACGGGAACUUCAAGAGGAGGCCUUCUGAGCUGAACACUAGGCAAGAGCCAGCACAACUUGAUGUAUCAUUUGAUGUAGAGAACUUCAAGAAGCGAUCUUCGGAGGUGAAUGCGAGGAAGGAGCCAUUGAAACUCGAUGUAACAUUCGAUAUAGAGAUGGGAAAGGACAGUGAUGAAGCGGACACUGACAGGGAGCAGCUGAGGGGACGUAACUUAUCAUCGUCUCCUGGCAUUGUCAGCAUUCCGUCACCAGCUCAGUCCUGAGCUAUGAUUUAUGUCCACCACCCAGGAGGCGGCAAAACUCAAUGUAACGCUUGAUGUAGAGACGGCGCUAUGACAGACCUCAAAUCGAAGUGGGUUCCAGCUUGUUAGGAACCCAACCGCAUAUUCAGGGCUGGAGGGGUGAAUGAUGCUGUGAUGGAAAAGUGAUGGGGUGACGUGGGUGGGUCCCCCUGAUGAGGUGAAUUGGUCGGCGCAUCUCCGAAACGCAUUGAUGAUCUUCCAGGGGAUGGUCAUGCGAACGAUGUCACAACUGUUUGCAUCAUCUUCAAGUAAGUCGUUGUCCGUUGGUUUAUACACUGCGUCUUCUCAUUUCCGUGGCAUAGUAUACGAUUUUCUGUAUGCUGAAGUUGGCAGACAACCCAGUGCGUGGGUCCCCAUGAUGAGGUGAUGGACGGGUGGGGCAUUUCCGAAACACAUGGAGGAUAGGCCAGGGAAUGGUCAUGCGACACCACAACUACUUUAUUUUAUCAUCUUCUAAUAAAUCGCUGCUCAUUGG